This is a messenger RNA of Tetrahymena thermophila SB210, 564 nucleotides long. RefSeq names its product transmembrane protein, putative. The record is from RefSeq and is a predicted model, not a curated record. NCBI's taxonomy places the organism in Eukaryota, Ciliophora, Oligohymenophorea, Hymenostomatida, Tetrahymenidae. The transcript has a single exon. The annotation marks the transcript as partial.
AAAUGACUAAAUUAAAGGUAAAUUAUUCGAAUUUGCUUUCACUGUAAAGUUAGCUUUGUUUUUUUUCAAAUUAAAUUUGUAACUUUGGAUUCAAUUAGAUUUUCAUAUUCAGAAUACUCAAUGUGUGAAUAUAAAUAUUACUACAAUCCGGUUAUCAUAUUUAUUAAUAAAUCAAAAUAAAUAAAUUCAAAUAAAAAAUAAUAUAAAACUUUUUACAAAAUGAAAUUCAUUACCCUUGCAAUAUUAGCUAUCUUAGCUUUAUCUACAGUACGUGCUUCUUUUGAUGUAGCAAAGGCAUUAUAAUGUUAUGGCUAAACACAAUAACCUUGUUAGGCUUCAGAUCAGGCUUGCUAAACAGACUAUCAAGCUGUUUAAGCUUGUUGGACAAAGAAUAACUGCAGUGUCUAAAACUAAUCAAACUCUGAUUACCUCAAUUGUGUCAAUUCAUGUCCUGCUUAAACCUCAGCUGUUAAGGGAUAUAUUAGCUCCUAUCUAAACUGCCUUGACUCCACCAUACUUUCUUUAAUUGGUGCUAUUAUGGCUUUGUUCUUUUUAUAUAUUUGA